This is a messenger RNA of Wyeomyia smithii (pitcher-plant mosquito), 3371 nucleotides long. Its product is annotated as zinc finger protein OZF-like. Gene Ontology annotation, molecular function: RNA polymerase II cis-regulatory region sequence-specific DNA binding; DNA-binding transcription factor activity. Gene Ontology annotation, biological process: regulation of transcription by RNA polymerase II. The record is from RefSeq and is a predicted model, not a curated record. Bases 448 to 1575 code for a protein of 375 amino acids. Lineage: Eukaryota; Metazoa; Arthropoda; Insecta; Diptera; Culicidae. The transcript is spliced from 4 exons.
GUUGGAAAAAAGAAGAGAUUCUAGAGGAACUUAAGCGUACAAAGUUCAAUCGUCCGGAGGACCUAGAAAACCUUAAGGAGUAGACUCAUCGAAGCAGUCUUGCGGUCCUGAUCUGCGUGAGCAGACUACGGAAUCAGGUUCCGAUAAAGUUGGCCGUGCCGCAUUUCAACACCUGCAUAGAAAUACUCCCCGCGAAGGGUAAAUGAAUUAUAAAUAGUAAGAGCUAUCAUCCCCCUGGGCUCGUAAUAUUCUCACCGCUCAUCUCUCCCUCUGAGUAUUUCUACAGUGUAUCUAAUUGAUCGAUUAUUUCAACACGAAAUCGAUAAUCUUAACUGGAGAAGUAAUCGGACAUCCCUAGUUGUAAUCCAGGACUGCAAUUAGACAUAACAACAGAUCGAAACUAUUUUGUGAUUGAAAUACGAAGUAACGUUCCUGUUAAAUAUAUAAAUGGAUUCUGUUUGUAAAAUAGACGUGAAAAAUUCUACAGCUGAAAAUAGCAUUAAAGCCGAGGAUGCGAGCCUGAGCGAGCCGGUCAAAUUUCCCACGAGUCAAAAAAACGUCGAGAACGGGUCACUUUUCAGGUGUGAGACCUGUGGAAAGACUUUCACACGACUAUCAAUUUUGACCACACAUCAACAGCUGCAUACCGGGGAGAGGCCUUUCAAAUGUGACCAGUGUGGAAAAUCGUUCAUCAGUUCGCAUCGGUUACAGGAACACCUAGAGUCUGCCCAUUUGAAGAAAUACUCCGAAAAUGCGAGAUUCGAGUGCGGGGUGUGCGGAAAAGUUUGUAAAUCAAAAAGCAAUCUUCAGAGCCACAUGAAAACCCAUUGCAAAACUAUUGAUACGGAAAGGUCGCGCGAGUGCGAGAUCUGCAGUAAAAAGUUCGCGUCGCAAUGCCUCGUAAGACGGCAUAUGCGGGUACAUACCGGCGAGAGGUCUUUCAAGUGCAACGAGUGCGACAAAACAUUUGUCUACCAGCAUCACCUGAGGCGGCACGAAAUGACACACGCUGGAAAACAACCUCCCAAGUUCCAAUGUGACAUUUGCGGGAAAGUAUGUGGAUUUAAAAAAGGACUAGAAAUGCACACAAGGAUUCAUUUUGGUGAAGAGCCUUUCAAGUGCGAAACGUGCGGUAUCAGUUAUAGUAGCGCCCAGUACUUAGCGAUACACCAGCGGCGACACACAGGAGAAUCUCUUUUCAGCUGUGGCAUUUGCGGUAAGGAGUUUGCCUUUAAGGCACAUAUGCAAAGGCACCAAGCGACGCAUUCGUCCGCCAGCGAUCGGCUGCUCAAGUGCAACAUCUGUGGCAAGGGGUAUCUCACCGAAAGGACUUUGCUUGACCAUACCCGGACUCACACGGGGGAGCGUCCACAUAAAUGUACUGUAUGUGGCAAAUCCUAUCUGUACCAACAGAACUUUGAAAAACAUACGAAAAUCCAUGGGAAGGAUUCCAGCGGGGAACAUCCACUCAAAUGUACUGUAUGUGGCAAAUCUUAUCAAUACCAACAGAAUUUUGAGAAACAUACGAAAAGCCAUGGAAAGGAUCCAGAAGAUCGGAUAGUGAGUUCCGCAUGAAAUCGUUAACAUCGAGCUACUGAACCCCACUGAUAGUAAAAAAAUGGUUCAAGCGAAAAGUCGCUAUGCGAACCUUGAUUUUUGUGCUUUAAACGCGACCAAAAAUCAGAUAAUUACUAUUUUCAUUUAAAACUAGAUUUUUUUUAUUGAAGAAAUGAAUAAGUAACAUUUACUCCCGAAUACUUGAAGAUGCUCUUUAUAGGCCCAACUCGAUCCUAAAGAAAGGCUCAGAGUUGGGUUAUGGAAUGAUUCGAAUUAACACACCGAACUUAUUUUAAAUGCCUGCUAUUGAAGAAAAUCACAGGAGGGUUGCGUGUAAAGCCACGACCGCAAGGUUGAAGUAGAAUACUUUUACAAGAAAGAUAACCCGGCUGCUUGCGUGUUAGUCAUUUUUUCUAGUAAAUAAACGUUGACUUAUGAGAUCAAUCGAAUUUUGUGCUUCAACAAGGAUUGACCAUUUUUUAGAAUAUAGUAAGUUGCUUGUCAAGACAAUUUUAAAAUUUUGACAGACACGGAGACACGGAGAUAAAGUAAAAUUUAUAAUUUUUACUAAUUUAAAAAUGUAAAUAACUCAAGAGAAAAUAUUAACUCUUUAAUCAUCAGGUUUUUGUUUCAUCCUAAAAAGGACAAUUUAUUGUUCAAUUCAAUAUCGGCUAAGAUACCGAUCACAUCUUGGCGUUAUCACUGACAGUGCGAAUGAAGCAUUCCUUGUGAUAGAAUAAACAGUGAAAAGCUGAUUCAACACUCAAAACUAGACAGCUCAUGUGUUGUCAAAAUGAGUCAACUUUUCAUUGAAUGCAUUUACUAGUGCCCGCUAUCGCACAGAGACUGCAUCUCACUAAAGUGCCUCACUGCAUCAGCUGCUAUCGAUGCUGAUACCCGCUGCAACUGCUACGCUAUCCGUAGCCAUGCCACAGUUAUGGCCGCUAUACGCUGCCAUUGGUAUCCGCUGUCCCUGCAACAGCUGGCCCAGCUGCUAUCGAUGCUGAGACCUGCUGCAACUAGUGCGCUAUCCAUUGCAAUGCCACAGCUGUAGCCGCUAUCCGCUAUCGCUGGUAUCCACUGCACUGCUACUGCUGCUGCUGUUGUCGCUGUCUAGAACUAUUAUGAGCGACUUCGGCUGAAACAGGCUCUUAUAUAGGCCAAAUAGCAUAUUUUAAUUGCAAGGUAUAUGAUUCUGUCGACCGUGCUUGGGAAGCAAUCAUAUAACGACCAAUCAGAGACCGAAUUUUUCGUUUUGACAAGGCUUGACUGUUUUCAAUAGUACAAUAGUUUGAAUAGUAAAAUUACAAUUAUCUUCAUUAGGGAAGAAUCUUAGAAGGUUUUUCAAUUUAUUGCUGCAAGAACGAAGAAAAUCCAUCGAAUACUAACCGAUUUAUCAGCAUUUUAAAUUGGACAUAUUUUUCACUUUUUUCGGUUUUAGAUUUUCAUUUCACAUCUCUAUGUAGCCGAACUUUCUGAGAGAAGUAUUCUACUUCAAAAACUCCCUCUGAAACAGAAACAAAUGCCUUUCUGCGUUGCGACAGUAGGUUGAAACCCUCGUCAAAUAUGUUUUUUAUUCUACUACAAAAUUUCAGAUCAAUCAAAACCGAGCAGUUCAGAGCAGCGUUGCCAGGUAUCCAGAUUUAGCUGGAAUAUCCAGAUUUUUGAACAUGUAUCCAGGUAGACAGCUUUGAUGUCCAACUAUCCAGAUUUUUCAUGGAUGAUCAAGAUUUUAUUUUCUCUGUUUCGCAAAAAGGUCAUCACUUCAAUUUUGGCACGAAAUUUUGCAAUUUCGUCACCUAAAAUCACUUUUA